Paramormyrops kingsleyae is the source of this 2969-nucleotide messenger RNA. It is a transcript of the gene vps37bb, whose product is annotated as VPS37B subunit of ESCRT-I b. NCBI's taxonomy places the organism in Eukaryota, Metazoa, Chordata, Actinopteri, Osteoglossiformes, Mormyridae. The record is from RefSeq and is a predicted model, not a curated record. Gene Ontology annotation, biological process: protein targeting to membrane; protein targeting to vacuole; ubiquitin-dependent protein catabolic process via the multivesicular body sorting pathway. Gene Ontology annotation, cellular component: ESCRT I complex.
UUUCCACGCGCAGCCUUCCUUAGCUUCUUGGGUGACUGGCGACCGCGGACGCGUCGGGCACACGAACACGGCCGGUGCAGAGAUGUGCGAUUUCGACAGGACACUGUCGUCUUACUCUCUGACACAGCUAAAUGAGUUGCUCGAGGACGAUGAGAAGCUCUAUAAAAUUGUCACGGAGCUGGAGGAGGUGCAGCAGGUGCAGCAGGUGAAGGAGGUAACCCUGGCCAACAACCGGACUCUGGCUGAACAGAAUCUUCAACUUCAGCCCACACUGGACCAGCAGAAGAAUGAGCUCACCAAACGAUACCGGGAGCUGCGGGACGCAUUUGAAGCUUAUCAGCUCCGCAAGUCUACCUUAGACCAGAGCGCCGGAAAUGGCUCCCUGGACACCCUACUGGCUCUGCUGCAGACUGAAGGGGCCAAGAUCGAAGAAGAGACAGAGAACAUGGCCGACUCCUUUUUGGACGGUGACGUGUCUCUGGACUCCUUCAUCGACAGCUACCAGAGCAAAAGGAGGCUGGCGCAUCUGCGCCGAGUGAAGAUCGAGAAGCUGCAGGAGAUGGUUAUGAAAGGCCAGCAGCUUCCCCAAACUGCCCCGACCACCACCCCUCUUUCCAACCUCCCAGAAACCCCGGCUCCACUUGCCGAGGCUCGAGGCCCCCCAACUCCCCUCCCCAGGAGGGCACCUCCGCCUCCUCCAGCAGCCCAAGCUGUCCCAACUCCAGUUCAGGUUCCAGCUCCCCAACCCAUGGCUGUCCCCUACCCAGCUGUCCCCUACCCAGCUGUCCCAUACCUGUCUGCCCCCCCCAGGAUGGGCCGACCCAUGCCAGGCCAAGUGCCGGGCCAAAUCCCAGGCUAUCCCAACCCCUUCCUCCCCCAGUAUCCCCCUGGCCUUCCCCAGCGGCCCCCUCCUCGUAUGGCUCCACAGCCAGGCUUUAUUGUGCAGUAAUUUGGUGGAUGGAGUUGGGAUCCGUUCAUGCCUACCCCCCCCCCACACACACCUUCACAAGCCCUGUCUCCAGCUGCAUUCAAGGUGCAAUACACCAACGCACAACAGGACUGUGUGCUCAUGUUUCUCUCAGUAGCUGUUAGCAUGGACACUCACUUAAUGCAACUUAACCUUUUGGCAGGGAAGUAGACUUUGUUAUUCUUUUUAAUCCAGUCAAGCAGGGUGACUGAUCAUCUGUUUCUUAAUUUUAGAAUUUAUUUAGUGGUUGCAUCUAGUCCAGAAAGUACUUCUUUACAGAAAUCACUUAGUAAGGUUUUCUGGCUUAUUCACUGUGUGGUGAAGUUUUUUUUUAUGUUCUCUGCGUGGAAUAUUAAACAAGCAUUAAUGUAGCCCUGCAGACUGGAGAUUCAGCAAAUAUCAGGACUCAUAGACAUGGUACAUAUGCAAGAAAAAUACUGACAGAACUACUGUUUUACAAAAAUCCAACUAACUUUUUAUUGUAAGCAUUAUUUUGGUGGGUAGUCAAAACAUCAGGUUUGUUGCAACCUGCAACCAAAGAUGUUAAUUCUCUCCUCGCUCUGUACUUCUGUUGUGUUUAUGUAUAUAGAGUAGGAAUACUAUAUAGAGAUCCUUCCCGAUAAAUAAAAUCUUGGUUUUGUAGUUGUUCGGUGGAGUUGGGAGUUAGGAAUUAUUGCUAUAUUUAUGAAAAUUCACUCCACGUCCCUCAAACAUAAUGAGGAAAAUGACAUUAAAUGUGUCCCUGACAAAUGUUAAAUUAUCUGUCAUCUGGCCUGUCAAAAUGGCAUCUGAGAUGUCAGUCUUCCAUUAUUGACACCUAGGACUGUUUGGUGGGGCUGCCGUGGAUGACCUCUUGGCCUUUGUCAGUCAUUUGCUAGCACUAUUCCACAAUUGCAAGGUUUUGGAAAGAUAAUGUUCAAUAUAUGUUGCAGUUUCAAAAUACUUUUGGAGAUUGUCAUGGUAUUUCUGGAUCCCUCCCACUUGCUACUCUGCCCAAAUCCCAGGUUGUACCUUAUUAACUUGCAGUGGUUGAUGUAACGCACCCCACUCUAAGCCUGGGCUGCUGGUAACGCCAUGUGCAGGGAAGGACUUAUUCAUAUCACAAAUCAAGUCUUGGAAGUUUCAUUUGAGCUGCAAUAUUUUUUUGUGUGUGUAUAAGGUAUUUGGACUUGUAUCAAACUGUAAGAAAAUUGCACUUUGUUAACAUGUUGAUAAACCAUUAAUUUUUUUUUUUGCUGUUACUUUUCAGUUCAGUCAUAGUGGAAAACUCAUUUUGCGUAGAUCAGGUGACGGGAGGUGCAAGGUUUACUGGGUAAACAUACUGCCAUUUUCUCCUUGUUCAAGGUCAGACUGUUAGUCUGUUUUUGACCACAAACACUUUUGUUUCCACCCACCUGUUAGUUGCCACUUCAUAGACCCAGACCCAAACUCAGGGCAGUCAUAUGAGUACCUUUGUAAGCCUUAUUAGACAUGUUCUCUUUCCUGCAAGCACAAUGCUGACCAGCGACAUGCAUGCAGGUCUGCAGCUUCAAAGCCCCGCUCACUUUCUACCAUAUUCUCUAGCUUUUGUUGGUCAGAUGUUCUACAACAAGCAGAUGUGUUUCUUUACUGUUCAGCUGGUUUUUGUUCCCUUUGUUCUGUGCUGAAGUGGUAUGGAUGAUGAAUUUAACUGGAGAAACAGUGGUACCUUCAAAAAUCUAGGGAAAUAACAUUCUGCCAUUUAAUACAAUAUUAUACAUGAAUGACUGCCAAACUAAAACUGUAGUACCAGAAAUAUAGCUUUUUUGUGUUUUGAUGUUAAUUUUCUCGUGUUCCAUACACAAUUAUUACAACCCUAUUUUAUUAUAUAAACCCUCAUGUAUUGUAAACAAAUUCUGACACUCCUGUAAAAUAUGUUGAUCAGUAAUUCUGUAUUGUAUAACUAAGGAAAGAUGUAGUAAAACUCCUCCAGAAGUUACCUCUAUUUUUAAACCUUAAUCAAUAAAAUAGUUUUUAUACUUGA